This is a messenger RNA of Leguminivora glycinivorella, 3077 nucleotides long. RefSeq names its product zinc transporter 1 (gene ZnT63C). NCBI's taxonomy places the organism in Eukaryota, Metazoa, Arthropoda, Insecta, Lepidoptera, Tortricidae. The transcript has 10 exons. Gene Ontology annotation, cellular component: membrane. Gene Ontology annotation, molecular function: zinc ion transmembrane transporter activity. Gene Ontology annotation, biological process: zinc ion transmembrane transport; detoxification of zinc ion; intracellular zinc ion homeostasis. The record is from RefSeq and is a predicted model, not a curated record. Bases 478 to 1830 code for a protein of 450 amino acids.
CUCUACUCGAGAGAGCUCGAGAUCCAAAAUCAUUUAUUAUUUUGUUGAAAUCUGACUUGUGCUCGUCAUUCAGUGAUUUUAGGCGGCUGGGAAAUUAUUAAAGUGAAAAGUCUUCGGCGGCUUAAAGCUUAAUAUCUAAGCUACUUAAUUUAAAACAAUUAUAUCUUACGCGAGUGGCUUUACUUUCACAGCACAAAAUCAAAAUUUCUUUUUAUAAAAUUUUCGUUUUAAACAUUUAAUUACAACGUGAGAGAUUUUUGUCUAAUCAAUUUCUAUGUUUCUUGAACAUAAGUGAUUCGGUUUGUGCUUGUUGUGUUGAAUCGAUAUUAUAUCAGUGCAAUAACCCUAAUUGUUCUGAAAUGAGUGUGCGUAUUCUAUAUUCCUUAUGAGAAUGACACAUUGGCUUUUAUUAUAAUGGGCUUAGUUUUCUGAUAAAGUUCAGAAGGUUUAUUUAGUUACUUUAAAUUAUUCGCAACAAUGGGCAAGUUCUCCGGUAAGAAAUGCCGGCUGCUCUCCAUGCUGUGGCUGACGUGCAGCUUCUUCUUCGUGGAGCUGAUCGUCGGCUACGUCACCAAUUCCAUGGCACUGGUGGCUGACUCGUUUCACAUGCUGAGUGAUGUCGCUGCGCUUGUCAUUGCCUUCUUAUCAGUCAAAAUGUCACCAAAGAAAUGGUCAAAGAACACCUUUGGCUGGGCCCGCGCGGAAGUCCUGGGGGCUCUCGUGAACGCCGUGUUCCUUGUGGCGCUGUGUUUCAGCAUCACAGUUGAAGCAGUCAAGCGCUUCUUUGACAACGACUAUAGGAUACAUAAUGAGAAGCUCCUGGUAGCUGUCGGCACGUUGGGCUUGGUUCUCAACGUUAUAGGGCUGUUUUUGUUCCAUGAACACGGCAGCAGUCAUGGGCACUCUCACGGUGGCGUGCCGCCGCCAGCCAACGUGCGUCACCUGACCGAGAUCGUGAACAGCAACGCCGAUAUGGCACUUGGCCAUGCAGCAGAUGAGGAGACUGAUGAGAUGGUAGCCCGCAGCGCGCCGCCGAACAACAACAAGCCCAAGCCCAACAAGACAACGGACCCAGGUCAUAUGAACAUGAAGGGCGUGUUCCUGCAUCUAUUGUCCGACGCGUUAGGCUCCCUCAUAGUUGUCGCUUCGGCUCUGGUAGUGUGGCUCACCAGAUGGCCCUACAGAUACUACCUCGACCCCGCGCUUAGUUUAGUACUAGUUAUUCUGAUCCUCGUGUCUGUGUGGCCCCUGCUCAGAGAAUCCGCUUUAAUUCUUCUGCAAACUGUACCUACACAUAUCCAGGUGGACGCGAUACAGCGCCGCCUGUUAGAGAAAGUGGACGGCGUGCUGGCCGUGCAUGAGUUCCACGUCUGGCAGCUGGCCGGCGAUAGAAUUAUUGCCAGUGCGCAUAUACGGUGUAGAAACCUGUCGGAGUACAUGAAGAUAGCUGAGAAGGUGAAGGAGUUCUUCCACAACGAGGGCAUUCACUCCACCACGAUACAGCCAGAGUUCGUCGAGAUACCUUUAGACGGAAAUGAGGUGUUGACCGGCAACGCGGGCGAAGCGCCGUGUGCGCUGCACUGCCCCGCCAAGGACCUGUGCCACAACGCCACCUGCUGCGGACCCAACCAGCAGGAGCGAAAGACGCCAUCGCCUGCUGUGACGCCGUACCUCUGUAGACAGAGGAACAUGGGUUCGAGGACGGAAUCCAUGAACUCGACGCUAGCGGCGAGUGCGCCUGGCGCGAACUCGGCAAGGCAUUUGGACGCUUUGGAGUGCGGUUCCCUGCUGCCGACGCCGGCGGUGCAAGAUGGCCGCCUGGCUGUCUGACAGCCGCUUCGCAUCGCCGCGAUAUCCUAAACUCACAGAACUAAGUGCCGCGGUAACAACCAUUAAACUGAACCGUUUACAGUUCGUGAAAGAUGGAAUAGACUACAUGUGAAUAUCUAAAACUUACUGUGGGAUAACGAAACAUUCUAGUACAAAGUAGGGAAGACCACCGCAGUAAAGAUGAAGGUGGCCCGAUUGAAGUACUAGUUCCACGAUUCGAUAUCGGCAGGUCGGUUAUACGGCGCUGUUUUUGUUGUCUCUUAAGUGACUGGCCGAAAUCGUGCGGCAACUGUUAUCAGUUGCCAUCUUUAAGUCUCUUAAGAUUGAGCGUUGUUAUGCAAUAACGACCAUGUAGCAAUGUCACUAGUUAACUGGACAGCGUCAUAUCAGUCUUUCAGAACCAAUAUCCUUCACAAGUGAAUGUAAUGUGAAUGAUGUCAUCUCCUCAUCUCAUCCUAUCUAAUACAUUUCUAUUUGAAUAGAACUUUGGACAUAAUAUGUGUUAUCCAUGCCUAAAGGGUUCUUAUACUUCAUCUACAAUAAAGAUGAAUUUAUCGCCCUUAUUGCACAAUGAACAUAUGGAGUAUAAGGAAGGAUCCUUUUUGAUGGAAAACAGUCAUAGAUAUGGUGCAGGGCAUCUUAGCAGUCAGUAUAUAAGUUCGUUAAUAUAUUUACUACAUUGACUGUAAGAGCGCUUUCACAUUAUCCGAUCCAAUAUCGGAUGUAGGUAGGGUUUCAAAGACAAAUGUCAAAGAUGGCGUCUUAAUAUAAGAUAUCCGUCCUACAUCCGAUAUCGGAUCGGAAAAUGUGAAAACUCACUGUUCGGUUGUGACAGUACGUGCAAUGUUGAUAGACCUGUGUGGGGAACUUAAGAAGAACUGAAGUAGUCUUGAUAUCUUGAAUCGUGCAAGCUUAUCUGUGGAUAUCUACUGAUUUACUUUCGCUUAUAAGCAUCUAUUUAGAUAAUCUCUAUCUGGCUAUUCUUACUACGUAUACUUACAUUUUAAAGGCUAGUAACUAAUAUUCUUUUGCAAGGGGAGUUUUCAGUAGUCAGUAACAAAUCAGCUGGUCUGCAAGUCUAUCCUAAAGCAACCGUUAAUUACCGUUGGAGAAGAGUACUAUGCUAAAGUUAGGUUUAACGGCUCAGCCACGACAUUGGUCUAAGCGCGACAGCGGUGAGCGGCAGCCAUACGGAGUGAGACACAGCGAUGGGACUAUUCAUUCGCACGUAUGCCUGCCGCUCACCG